Molecule: messenger RNA, 2013 nt
Organism: Paramuricea clavata
Lineage: Eukaryota; Metazoa; Cnidaria; Anthozoa; Malacalcyonacea; Plexauridae
Source: the annotation of a GenBank genome assembly
UGCAAUGUACACGUACCGAUUUAUCGUUUUAUUCGCUCAAUUUUGAGUAUAAUAACGUAUGGUGAAACGCCUCCAGCAAUGAUGCACCUAAGUGACGGCGGACAUUUUGAAAACUAUGGCCUCUUACCACUGUUGAAGUUGCGACUACCGAAAAUCCUGGUUGUGAAUGGUUCAGAAAUUAAAUCGGUUGAUGACUACGCCAGGGACAUCAUAGCGGCAAUGGAGCAUGCGCGAAAGUUAUUCAAUUGCUCCUUUACUUCAAUGACUGACGGAACUGAUGUGUUAACAGAAAUAAAGAAUAAGUUUGUUGGAAAACAUUUGAGGAAAUACGAAUUCAAAGUUCAUUACUCAAAAAAUAAUUCAGAAGGUAGGUAUAUUUCAACACAUUAAACCCACAGUGAACUUCUUUUUUAUGGAAAACACAUCAUUGAUCGUUUAAGCUAGACUCUAAGGCUACAGACAAACUACGAGUUACUUUCGGCAAUUAUUUGUACAUGAACUGGUUUUGACAUUUAUCGGGCAACUACUCCUGAAAUUUGUUCCCCAAAUAUGUUUUGACGAAACAUUUGAUAUGAUAUAUACCGCUAAUAGACCUUUCCUCUUUUAAGUGAAAUUUUGAUCAAGACAAACCUGGACAAAAAUUUCAUCACAGUUUGAAAGAGCAUCACAAAAUUAGUAAUAUUCCGAAGUUUCGUUGCAAAAUGUUGUAAAAUGCGGAUAAUAUAACCUUGCGAAUUUUGCCGUUUUUCAUAGUUACAAACGGGAAAUUGAUAAUCAGUUUGAUCAUCUGAUUAUCAAUUUCCCGUUUGUAAUAACGGCAAACUUCGCAAGGCUAUAUUAACCGCAUUUUACAACAUUUUGCAACGAAACUUUGGAAUAUUACUAAUUUUGUGAUGCUCUUUCAAGUUGCGAUAAAAUGUUUGUCUAGAUUAGUACCAGAAGGGCCACUCAGCGGUGCAAUGUGUCGCCAUUUUUCUAUGCAAAAAUAUGCAGUUGACUGGCCAGAAGGCGGGGCCUUCAGCCAAUACAGCGCGUUUAUUGGCCAGAAAAUGUAAUCGACUGGCUAGGAAGAUGGCGGCCAGGGUGCCCUUCUGUGUGUGCCUUAUUCUGUGGUCAUGUUCUUAGCAAAUGCGCUGAAGAAAGGCAUUUACCCCCCUGGAACAUUAAACUUCAAAUAUGUUUUCAGGGGGUUAAGUCAGACCUCGAAGAAUACCUCUAAAGGCGAUUACUUAAAUAAGAUAAAUUAAAGUGUUUUUUUUUAUAUACAUCAUCAUAAAAGCAAAGAGACCAUGUUGUUAUUUUUAUGUAGACGACAAUGGAGUUAGCGAAGGGCAUAUUGUCCUUAUUGCCCCACGCUCACCGGAAAAUCCUAAAAAGGUUAAAUGCCUAGCUGCAAUCAAGCUGUGGUGCUGUUGUGGGCAGAGUGAUAAAAACGGGUUAGUUGAAAAUCAAACGUGGGUUGAUAAUAAUUGUGAAGGAAAAGAAUUGGAUGAAAAAAUGUGGGGCCCGGGGCCAUAUCUGACGGAAGAUGAUGUGAAAGAUAUUGAAGGAUGCCCAGGAGGUUUUGGUUGUUGUGAGUGCUGCCAUAAAAAUUGUUGCGACUGCUGUGGCAGCUGUUUCAAAUUUCCUCGUCACCCAACAGCAAACCAGUUUUAUACUCCUCGAAUGUUUACUGCUUAUCACAGAGAAGGGUACAGAGCGUGUAUGGAAUGCAACCACUUUUUAGAAAAUGAUAACUAAAUCUUAGUAUAUACCAAGUUGUGGACAACCAUCUCAUAUUAAUUUAAAGCUCGAGUAGAGAACAGAUUGAAUUCUUGUAGUGCAAUAAUCUGUAACAAUUGUCUAAUAAUUCAAUGUCUGAAGAUGUUAGUGUAUAGUUAGGAAACGUUAGACAUAAAUAUAAUAAUUCUUAUAAAAUACUGGACCCGGUUGUUCAAAGCUGGAUUAGAGCUAAACUACAUCUGCACUUCUGUUUAUCUCAAAACUUUGAAAAUAAAACUUUUAUUGAACCAG